Cavenderia fasciculata is the source of this 2508-nucleotide messenger RNA. RefSeq names its product Vps53-like domain-containing protein. The coding region runs from base 1 to 2508 and encodes 835 amino acids. NCBI's taxonomy places the organism in Eukaryota, Evosea, Eumycetozoa, Acytosteliales, Cavenderiaceae. The transcript has 6 exons. The record is from RefSeq and is a predicted model, not a curated record. Gene Ontology annotation, biological process: retrograde transport, endosome to Golgi. Gene Ontology annotation, cellular component: GARP complex.
AUGGACAAGACAUUAGUACCUCCUUCACUUGAAGGAAGUGUUCAAUGGAGUAAUGACAUGUUUAGUCCUUCAUUGCAAGCAGCCAUCAAUGACAUCAUCCCAAGUCAAGACCCAAUCGAUCGUCAUGACUUUAACCCUGUUACAUUUAUCAACGAUAACUUUACUUCUGAACAAUCAUUGGUACAUAUUGAUUCAUUUAUGAAUAAAUUACAUAUAAAGAUUCACAAGAUUGAUGAAGAGAUUAUUCAAGAGGUUAGAUUACAGAGUUCAACUGGGUCAAAGGGUAAAGAAGACCUAGAGAAUGCAAAACGAUCAAUCAAUGAACUACUGACAAAGAUUGGUGACAUUAAAUCAAAGGCUAUCAAAUCUGAACAAAUGGUCACAGAGAUUUGUAAAGAUAUCAAAUCAUUGGAUUGUGCUAAAAAGAAUUUAACAACUGCUAUUACAACUUUAAAAAGAUUACAUAUGAUGGUUACUGGUACAAAACAAUUAAAAGAAAUGGUAGAUUUAAAACAAUAUGGUAGAGUUGCUAAUUUGUUAGAGGCAACAUCACAAUUUGCCGAUGGAUUUAAAGAUUAUCGUGAUUCACCAAAGAUUGCAUCAUUGUAUAGUGAAUUGGAGGCGAUUAGAGAUAAAGUAAAGACUCAAAUCUAUGAAGACUUUAGAAACUAUAUCCCAUUCACAAGCAAUCAACUCAGACCUGGUGAAGAGAAUAGAUGGAAGAGUGCAUGCUACGUGAUCGAUGCUCUUGGCGCCUCUAUGAAAAAUGAUUUCCUUCAUUGGUUCUAUGACAUUCAAUUGGCCAACUACAAGAGUGCCUUUGGUCCAGGCUCUGAGCAAAACAGUCUAGAGUAUACCAAAAAGAGAUACAGUUGGUUGAAACGUCAAUUAAAGGUAUUCUCUGAAGAAUAUGCAAAUGUAUUCCCUCCAGAAUGGAAAAUGGAAGAAGAAAUUACUUUUGCUUUUUGUGUUGCUACAAGACGGUCAUUAUCAGAUAUUUUACAAAAUAAUAGUAGAAAUAUUGAUAUUACUGUAUUAUUGAAUGUAUUAAAUAUAACUAUAGAGUUUGAAAAGCAUAUCUAUGCUUUAUUUGCAAAGAAUUCAAAGGAAUCACCAAGAUUAUUAUCAGAAGAUUUAAAUAAUAAUAAUCAAAAUGAUUUUAGAGGAGAAGAGGAAGAAGAAGAAGAUGAAGAUGAAGAUGAAGAUUUUAUGGGAGAGAAAAUGGAGAAUAAUCAACAAUCACCAACUACCAAUGGAGUUGUUGAAUCUGUAUCGGAACGUUAUAAACAAAGACUCAAAAAGAAAGAGAUGGAACGUAAUGAGAGUAGUACUUCAUUGUCAUCGGAUCCAGCUGGCAAAUCACCAACGAUGGUUUCAAAACCAGUGGUAGAAUUGCGUUCAUACGAAAGAUUCAAGGGUAUCAUCUCUCAAUGCUUUGAUCCAUACAUGGAGUUGUACAUCAAAAAAGAGGAUCAAGAAUUUGAAGAAACCCUUCGUAAACUCGAAAGUGAAGAGAGAUGGUAUGUUGAUGAAGAUGCCAUCAACAAGGUACUCUCUAGUGCCACCGAUCUCAUCAUGUAUUUCCGUUCUGCCAUGGAUCGUUGCUCUACCUAUUCCAGAGGUCAAACCUUUUAUUCUCUAUUUAUUCUAUUUAAAAAAUAUCUUUCUCAAUAUUCUACCAUUUUAUCAAACAAAAUUCAUAUGGAUGUUGGAAGAAUUCAUGAACAAUCAGAGGACAAGACAAUAUGUUUUAUUAUUAAUACAUCUGAAUAUGUAAACAAGACGAUUAAUCAAAUUACAGAAAGAUUCAAGAGAGUGAUUGACGGACCAUACGUUGAAAAGAUUGAUUUGAAACCUGAACAAAAUGAAUUCUCUAGUGUCAUUGCCAAGGCGAUUAAAUCGUUGGUUGGUGGUAUUGAAGCACGUCUUGCACCACAUAUGCAGACCAUGACACGAAUCGAUUGGGUUAACCAUCAAUACGUUGGUGAUCACUCACCCUAUGUCGACCAGAUCUUGAUGAUCAUCAACGACGCUAGCAACUUGAUUGUUGCUCAUCUCUCAACCGCUCACUACAAAUAUUUCUGUGAUGUAUUUGCUGCUAGCUUUAUCUUUUCAGUCACACAAUCCAUCUACAAGUGCGAAAAGAUUUCAGAGAUUGGAUCACAAGGUAUUCUACUCGAUAUCACAACUAUCAAGACUUGUUUCCUCGAAUUACCAGGCAAACUCAAAGACGGCACUUCACAUACCCGUUACACAAACCUCGUCAACAAGGAGUUUGGUAAAGCCGAAGCUAUCCUCAAGGUGGUUGGGUGUCCAAACGACGCUUUGGUCGAUACAUACAAUGCUCUCAUCCCCGAAGGUUCAGACAAGGACUUUCAAAAGAUCAUGGAACUCAAAGGUAUCAAGGCUGGCGACAAGACUGAAUUACUCGAGAAAUAUAUAAACAAGGUUGAUAAAACUCUUUCCUCUUUUACUAAAUUCUUUGGUCAAAGAAAUAUUAAUAAAUAA